Messenger RNA from Toxoplasma gondii ME49, 1736 nucleotides. RefSeq names its product RNA 2'-phosphotransferase, Tpt1/KptA family protein. The transcript has a single exon. Bases 594 to 1736 code for a protein of 380 amino acids. The record is from RefSeq and is a predicted model, not a curated record. Gene Ontology annotation, molecular function: tRNA 2'-phosphotransferase activity. NCBI's taxonomy places the organism in Eukaryota, Apicomplexa, Conoidasida, Eucoccidiorida, Sarcocystidae. Gene Ontology annotation, biological process: tRNA splicing, via endonucleolytic cleavage and ligation.
ACAGUCACGUUGGCGUGGAAACGGGAAAGAGUUAGCGCUUUUCCGUACGUAGCUCGAUAGAGCCACAAUGAAUGUCUCAGGAUCCUUGCAUGUUUUCCCGAACUACAGUGCCCUGCUUUAGGUAAGAGUCUGGGAGUAGCGGGUUUUAUGGAACACCCUCUCGGCAUUUUCUCCUGGGGUACCCGGCUCCGCAACUGCGUUUGUGCGUGAGUCACGGCUGCUGGGGCAACGACAGCUCGUGGAUCAAGAGGCAGUGCCAAGUGAUCCUCGGAAGCCGCUACCGUUACAAUUUACGUAUGGGUGUAUCUGUGCUCCUAGACUCCUUUCAAGAGAUAAUGUAAGGAUGUAGGAAAUAUUGAUAAAGCAUCCUCGCACGCCCACUCGACUGUUCUGGUACCGUGGCUGGAUGAGAACUGUCAGAAUAUCCUCCCCACUACAAAUAUCUGUUGUGAAAGCCGAGUCAGGCAGCGUGGCAUGCCCAGAUCCUGAAGCGAAGGACACAAGCGAAUCAUGUGCCUGGGCUACCAAGAGAGCGAUUGUCGUUUCUCGGCGACAGCGACGACGCUCAGUGCUAUUCCGUAUCGUUCGCAACGAUGAAUCCAAAACUGCAGCAGGAGAAAGAUGGUGCGCAGUCAAGUAUGGUGGUACGGAGCGGGGCAGCUGGUCCUAAAAGGGUGAGAUGUUCGGGUAAGGUGGGGGACAGGGUCAUUCGUCGAAACACCGUCGGCGGUCAGAGAAGGAACGGGAGCCCUUCGCAAAAGGAAAACGAUAAGCUGUAUGCCUUCUCUCGUCGCCUUACGAAACUGUUGCGGCAUCAGGCAUUGCAAAGGGGCCUGGCAAUAUCGCCAGAUGGUUUCGUUGCUACUCGCGACAUACUAAGAUUGCCAGAGAAUUCAAGGCAGGACGUGAUUACGGAAGAAGAUAUCAUCACAGUGGUACAGACUGAUGCAAAGCAACGAUUCUCUCUUUGCUGGCGAGCGCCUGACGAGGCAGGGGGGAACGAACAUUAUGAAGAGGUACAGUUUAUCUCAGCGCGCACGGCAGUGUCACUGCCACAGAAAGACGCAGGCGAUGGUUCAGAGGGCAAAUGCAGGGGAAAACACCCACACGAAAACAAGUUAGAAUCUCCUGACAGUAUUGCAAAACUAGACCGGAUUACAACGGACGCCGGUCCCUCAACGCGGACAUCACCUCGUGGCAAAAACUGUAGCCGAUACCCCGACUCACUCUGCCCUCCUCGGAAUAACGGGGCUGUCUUGUGUAUCAGGGCGAACCAGGGACAUUCCAUGGCUUGCAUUGACAGUGAGAAACUGCUGCGUCCAGUUCGAAGUGUGUCUGACCUGCCGACUUGUUGUCUUAGUACAGAAGUAACUGGGUGUGAUUCAGAAGAACUUGUUGCAACUGUUGUCCAUGGAACGUAUUGGAAUCGCUGGAAGCGGAUAGAAACUGAAGGCCUCUCGCGUAUGUCGAGAAAUCAUAUUCACUUUGCAAGUGGAUUUUCGACCGAGACGAAAGGAGUCAUCUCUGGAAUGCGGGCAACAGCAGACGUGCUUAUUUUCUUAGAUGUAAAAAAGGCACUUGACGAGGGUCUCAGGAUGUUUGUCUCUUCGAACGACGUCGUCUUGUCGCCUGGGAAUGAACGUGGUAUUAUCGAGACACGCUUUUUUUCAAAAGUUGUCGACAGAAAAACGGGAAUGAUUCUUUUUCGUGGAGGUGACGGUCGUGGCAGUGCUUAA